GUGGAAGAACCAGCAAAAGGUCACUAACUCUAUAAAAGCAAGAGUCGGGUGAAUUUCAUUGCGCUUAACCCCUGCACUUUUUCUCCCGGCGCCUCUCAACCCCCCUGCAUUUCUAGAGAGAGAGAGGGAGGGGACGAAUAGAGAGAGAAACCAACUGGGAGAGAGGCAUAGACCAGGGCCAAGCGAGAGAGAUCAUAGAGAGAAACCAACUGGGAGAGAGGGAACCUAGAGAGAGAGAGGGGGAUAUCUAGAAAAGGAAGAAAUCUAGAGAGAAAAAUGGCGGGCUUUGAUACAUUCAGCACAGAUGGAGAGGAUCCCAGAACCAAUGCUUCUCGCCCUUUUGAUGACGAUGGCUACCUAGGCUAUGAUCCUCGCCUCCCUUCUCAGAGAUUCGAUUCGUUCUCAAAUUUCACAGAGGAUUCAAAGGACCUUCAGAUUGAACAUGAGGAGCCACCUCCAGUUUACCAGAGCUUCAACGAAGACGAUUUCCCCUCACCAAAUUUGCCAGAAAACCAGUCUCCUCCAGCACCGAUCUAUGGUUUUCCUGGUCAUCAACAAGCUGAAUUCCCUGAUUUCUCGCCUGUAUCUGACUCAAAUGGGACGGCUCACUAUGGGAAUGACCAUUUGGAUGAUGUAUUUGUAUCUGAUGGGCCUGUGUUGCCUCCUCCCAGUGAGAUGCAACCAGAUGAGGGUUUCAUGCUUCGUGAAUGGAGACGUCAAAAUGCCAUUCGGCUUGAAGAGAAGGAGAGGGAGGAGAAAGAAUUGCUGAACCAGAUUAUUGAUGAAGCUGAUGAAUACAAAAUCGACUUUUACAGGAGGAGGAAGAUCAAUAUUGAAACAAACAAAACCAACAACAGAGAAAAAGAGAAGCUCUUUUUAGCCGACCAAGAGAAGUUCCACACCAAUGCAGACAAGCAAUACUGGAAAGCCAUCGCAGAGCUCAUCCCAAAUGAAAUCCCAAACAUCGAGAAGAAGAGGGGAAAGAAGGAUCAGGACAGAAAGCCAUCCAUUGUUGUGAUUCAAGGACCAAAGCCGGGUAAACCCACCGAUCUCUCAAGAAUGCGCCACAUUCUUUUGAAGCUGAAGCAUACACCACCGCCUCAUAUGAAGCCUCCUCCCCCACCCCCUACAAAACCUGCACCUGGGGCCGCAAAAGAUGGUUCUGGCCCUGCUGGCGCCAUCCCUCCGGCGCCUGCCACCUCUGAUGCAAAGCCUGCGGUUGCUGCCCCUGAGCCAGUGGCUGUUGCUUAGUGAAAUCAUACUUGAAUUGGUUGGGUGUUCUCAUACUGCAUUUUCUCUCUCUUUGCAUGUAUGUUUGUGGAAUAGGGAUUUUGAGGUUUUUGAGGUCCAAAACAUUUUGGGGUCUGGGUAUAAAUAUGGGACUCUCUCUCUCUGUUUUUGUAUGUUUUGUAUGGUAUUAGGCGUUCUUAGAUUCAGAACCUUGUUUGUUGGUUUAUUGAUGUGUAUUGUGCUUGUGCUUUCUCUUUCUUGCUGGGCGUUGCAUCAUUUUUCAGUCUUCUAAAUUUUUGUUGCUGUGUUUGUGGAUUUUGCAUAUUAAGGCUCAGUUAAGAUCUCA
Amborella trichopoda is the source of this 1576-nucleotide messenger RNA. RefSeq names its product clathrin light chain 2. NCBI's taxonomy places the organism in Eukaryota, Viridiplantae, Streptophyta, Magnoliopsida, Amborellales, Amborellaceae. The record is from RefSeq and is a predicted model, not a curated record. Gene Ontology annotation, cellular component: plasma membrane; clathrin coat of trans-Golgi network vesicle; clathrin coat of coated pit. Gene Ontology annotation, molecular function: clathrin heavy chain binding; structural molecule activity. Gene Ontology annotation, biological process: intracellular protein transport; clathrin-dependent endocytosis.